AUGCGCAGCAGCACCGUUCUGUCAGCCUUACGCUUCCCCGGUCACGGUCAAGGGCUCGGCCGCUGCUCUAUGGCAGCUCAGGACACCAAAGCCUCUCACGAUGCCGUUCUAAGGGGCAAGAUCUACAUCGAUGCUCUCCCAGCCGACGUUGCUCCAAUUAGGAGACUAUUGGAAAAGUACAGCGGCAUACGUGCCAAGGACGUGGAUGAGCAUAUCCACUACAUGCGGGACAGGCUGUGGGAAAUAUACCCUUACGUCUGCAUCGGUCACUUUCGCUUUCUUUCACUCCAGUUCACGUACGACCCUCGGUACCAAAUGGCGCUGAGACGGCUCUUGCUGCCGAGAUCGCGGGCCACCUUCCUUGAUCUAGCGUGUUGUGUAGGGCAGGUCCUGAGACAGCUCGCUUACGACGGCGUGGAUGCGAAUAGACUGUAUGGCACGGACCUGGAGCCACGAUUCCUCGAUGCCGGUUACGACCUGUUUAAGGACAGGGCCAAGUUCAAAGCUACAUUUGUAGCUGGCGACAUGGUGAAGCCAGGAGAAGGCGAUGCGAGACUUCAGGUGCUUGACGGAAAGAUGAGCAUCAUACACGCCACCAGCUUCUUCCAUCUAUUUACUUGGGACGAUCAGGUCCAGGCAGCGACGAGGAUGAUUCGAUUUUUGGACCCGCACGACCCAGAUGCAACGAUCUUCGGACGGCAUGUUGGCACCACCAAACCUGGUGAUAGGCAAGGGCCCCGGGACAACGCAAGGUACCUGCACAAUGCGGAAACUUGGCAGAAACUAUGGGAUGAGGUUGGCAAGCUCACGGGAACUGCGUGGCGAACGGAGUUUGAGCCAAUCGAAAAGGUUGGCGGCCACAGUACGAGUAGUCUUGAUGACACACUCCGAAGGAUGAGCUUUGGGGUGUACAGGGCUUGA
Messenger RNA from Anthostomella pinea, 921 nucleotides. The record is from the annotation of a GenBank genome assembly. Lineage: Eukaryota; Fungi; Ascomycota; Sordariomycetes; Xylariales; Xylariaceae.